AUGGAAACUCUUAGGCGCGACUUGCACGCUUCGACAGCUCAAUGCAGCUCUCUCUUGACCCGGUAUUCGAAGCUUGCGGCCCAGGCGUCGACUUCGUACAGCUCAUCCGGACUGCUCAAGGAUGAUGUGGGACGGCGGAAGGAGGAGCUCGAGGAGGAACUGACGGGCGCGCUGGACACUUUCUCGGCGCAAAUAGACCGCCUCGCCAACCUGCACGCAACUUCCCACCCUCCACCUUCUGCAUCUGCGACGCACGCGCUCGAGCGGCACCGAGAUGUCCUCGCAGAGUAUAGGCGGGAUUUCCAGCGGACGCAGGCGAGCUUACGAGAUGCAGAACAGAGGGCGAACUUGCUGGGUUCCGUGCGACAAGAGAUCAGCGCCUUCAAGACUGCAUCGGGCUCUUCAGUAACCGACUCGCUGCUGGCUGAACGAGGGAGGAUCGACAACUCGCAUCGCAUGGCUGAUGAGACCCUCGAGCAAGCAUAUGCGACCCGUGCCGAGUUCUCGGCGCAGCGGAGCAACCUGUCGCGCAUCCAGCAGAGGAUGAACGGGGUCGCUUCUCAAGUACCCGGCCUCAACUCGGUCAUUGGUAUGAUCAACAACCGGCGGCAGAAGAACGCCAUGAUCUGGGGCGUCGUGCUCGGGUUGAUGGCGGUCAUUCUCCUCUGGCAGGUCUUCGGUUGA
Rhodotorula toruloides NP11 is the source of this 684-nucleotide messenger RNA. RefSeq names its product golgi SNAP receptor complex member 1. Gene Ontology annotation, cellular component: Golgi medial cisterna; cis-Golgi network; Golgi membrane. The transcript is spliced from 6 exons. The record is from RefSeq and is a predicted model, not a curated record. Gene Ontology annotation, molecular function: SNAP receptor activity. The coding region runs from base 1 to 684 and encodes 227 amino acids. NCBI's taxonomy places the organism in Eukaryota, Fungi, Basidiomycota, Microbotryomycetes, Sporidiobolales, Sporidiobolaceae. Gene Ontology annotation, biological process: endoplasmic reticulum to Golgi vesicle-mediated transport; vesicle fusion.